This is a messenger RNA of Macroventuria anomochaeta, 2040 nucleotides long. RefSeq lists its product as uncharacterized. NCBI's taxonomy places the organism in Eukaryota, Fungi, Ascomycota, Dothideomycetes, Pleosporales, Didymellaceae. The record is from RefSeq and is a predicted model, not a curated record. The coding region runs from base 227 to 1552 and encodes 441 amino acids. The transcript is spliced from 2 exons.
UUACUUUCAAGUUUUGAGGACUACGUGUUUUGUUCAUGUGUCAUGUAACCAUGUCUUGCUCAUCAGCAGUCGUCAAUUGCAAAUGAGCAAUCGGGCUCCUUACAGUAGCAUACCAACUACAUCACAAACGGCGUUCGCUCAGCUACACAACCACACUUGCUCUUGCACCCCACAGUAGUCUGUGCCUAUCCCUCUACAGCAUGCCCCUACCUCUUGCACCUUUUCGAUGAGCUCCCACACCCCAGGCACGACAAACCACCCUUAUCCAGAAUUCUCAGACCCUCGGCAUGCCGACCCCCCAGCUUACUCUUCCGCCAACCCCUCACAUCGCCGCGUCCGCACAUACACCGCCCACGCCCUCAUCCUCUUCAACGUCUAUGGCCUGCCCCUCUCCUCGGGCUUAUGGCUCGAAUACUACUUCACCAGCGUCCACCCCUCCACCUCCCUCCUCGCGAUAUCAGCCAUCUUCGGCGCCCAGCUCGCUUGUCUCGGCUCUGCCGUCGGUCUAACAGUAUGGCUGUACCACCAAUGGCCGAAGGUUUGGCGGCUAUACAUGUUCGCCGGAGCACUCAGUGUAUGCGGUGCACAUGUCGGCCCGCUAAUCACUAAGGAGUUCUGGGUUCUGGUACUUUGCCAAGGCGCGCUUACAGGACUGGGACUUGGUUUCUUGGGGACAGUGUCUAUGCUCGUAUUGAGUACGCAUUACAAGUGCGACAUCGCCGUUGCAUCGACUCAAUGUGAUGCAGCGGGUUUCGCAGGCGCUGUCUUGUAUACGGUCUUGACUUGGGUGUGUCUGCGGGCUGAGAGUGUGAAGUUGGGGUAUGGAGCCACUCUCGUACUUUUCUCGUUUACGGUCUUACCCGCUACGUUCCUGGCACGACCUUGCGCUCUCGACAACUCCCAUGCCUAUCGAACUCCAAAACCGAGGAUCAAUGCAAAGCCACGGACAAAGUUGACUGCCUUCGUCACUACUGUUCUCCCAACCCUCCUCGUCGCUCCUGCCCUCCUACUUCCACCACUCUACCUCCCUCUCCUGCUCUGCGGCCAUCCUAGUCAGUACAAGUCAGAUAUCGGUCCAUACACCUUGUUCGUCCUCUUCGGCACCGCCAUACUCUCCUCCACUCUCGUUCCAAGACUCCCACCGAGCCGUCUUUUGCCCACGACUCUCUGCAUCACUGCCACGAUCUUGGCUGGUGUGGCGAUUGUACCGAUUAUCUGGAUGCCGAGGCUUGAUGUUGUGGUGCCUUGUGCUGCUGUUUAUGGUGCAGGUCUUGGUUGUGUGCUUACGUUGUGGGUCAGAAUGUUGACUUGGUACGGAUAUGCGGCGUGGAAAGCAGGGCCAGGCAGAUGCGCAUGCGUGGUUUCAGCUGUUGGUGGGCUGUGUGCUGGGGGUGGGCUCGUGGGCGCUGCUGCAGUUAUGGAGAGGUGGGAGAAGGGUGUGGAAAUAGUGUUGGGUGCUGCGAGUGGAUGUCUCGUAUUGGAAGGUGUUGUUGUGGGGGCCGUGUCUUUUGUCGGAUAUUGCAGAAUAAAAAAGGAAGGAAACAGUUCAUAGUAAUUGGCCUAAAGGAAGAGUGGGUGGAGCGGUUCCUGCCAUAUGCUGUUAGUACUAUCAUUGACGAAGCCGUGUUGCGCUGUGCUCUCCAUCGAUUCGCGGGUUUGAUAUUGGUGGGAUGACUGGAAAGAGGAAGCGGCAGAGUAUCGACGUUGCGAGGAGAACGAAGAUCUGAACCGAAGCCGAUGCUCGAUGCCAGAAAAGGGAGAAUAGAAAAACGAGGUAAAUCAAGUAAGCUCUAAAGGGUUGAUCUCAAUCCUCGCUGUCGUCAGAACAAUCGUGGACCCUGGAGAGUCUUGCUCAGCAUGUCAGCAUGAAGCGGGCGCCGAUCUUGACAAACGCCAGAAGACUCGUUGUCAGUCAAAAAGAACAUGGAGACAUGGCAGAGUCUGAUCAUAGUGUUUGGUGACUAUAAUCACUUCUGAGCAUGUACGUCCACCUACUGACUCUCAAGCCUGAUUCCAGCCUUAAGGAACUGCACAAGAUUG